Molecule: messenger RNA, 2391 nt
Organism: Solea senegalensis (Senegalese sole)
Lineage: Eukaryota; Metazoa; Chordata; Actinopteri; Pleuronectiformes; Soleidae
Product: PRELI domain containing protein 3B-like
Exons: 6
Coding region: 567-1148 (193 amino acids)
Biological process (GO): phospholipid transport
Cellular component (GO): mitochondrial intermembrane space
Molecular function (GO): phosphatidic acid transfer activity
Source: RefSeq, a predicted model, not a curated record
UUUUUUGUUUAUUUUCAUUACCAUGAUGAUUACAGAAAUAUUACAGAGUAGUUGUUUCAGUGCAGUAAAAAUGGACAAUAUUGACUAUUGUCAUCAAGAGUAAAAGUUUAAAGCUUUUUAUGUGGUCCGUAAAUUUACCAGCACUGUAAACUAAUUGUACAUUACAUCAUUACCGGUCAACAACACGCUCAAUGUCAUUCUUUCAAGGUUAACUACUGACCUUCACUGAGCUGAGGACAUUUAAUACGCACAUGUGUUUUAGUCGCAUGUUUGUAAAGUUCUGCCUAUUAAACUACACAAUCACGAGUUUGUUCGUGUUUGCCGUUCCUCUGGAGUGUGAUUUUAAUUAAGUGAUCUCUUAUUCAACUGUACUAUAGGAGUCAAACCAUGCCUCAGACACCCUGCACACUACCGGAAGUGCGUCACACUGCCAUGUGACUGCUCCACUUCAGGGGGCGGAAACUUGCCUCUGUUCACUCGGUGACAGCAACGCCUUCCCUCGCCGGUAUUUAUCAACGGAACCGACUGCGGCGUCGCUCAGCUACUCCGAUAACCUCAGCUCAACCAUGAAAAUCUGGACUUCAGAACACAUAUUCCAUCAUCCUUGGGAGACGGUGACCAAGGCUGCCAUGCAGAAGUACCCGAACCCUAUGAACCCUAGUGUGAUCGGAGUGGAUGUCUUGGACAGAGGCGUGGACAAACAGGGACGCCUCCACAGUAAAAGACUGCUCAGUACAGAGUGGGGCCUUCCAUCUAUAGUGAAAUCUAUCAUUGGCAAUUCACGAACGUACACAUAUGUUCAGGAGCACUCGGUGGUGGAUCCUAAAGAGAAAACCUUUGAACUUCAGUCCACAAAUAUCACUUUUACAAAUAUGGUUUCUGUGGAUGAGAAGUUAACAUACAAACCACACCCUCAGGAUCCAGAGAAAACAAUACUGACUCAGGAGGCGAUCAUCUCUGUGAAAGGAGUCAGUCUCAGCAGUUAUCUGGAGGGAGUUAUGGCCAGCAGCAUCUCUUCUAAUGCUGGCAAGGGCCGUGAAGCCAUGGAGUGGGUAAUCAGGCGACUGAAUGCUGAAAUUGAGGAGUUGGCGGCCACAGCACGUGGGACCAUACGUACUCCAAUGGCUGCUGCAGUCACAGAGAAAUGACACCUACCUUUCUGUGCAAAUGAAGUCUGAGAGGAACUUCGCACCAGUGCAACCAGCUUCCCUUUGUGAUGCUCAGCUGCUGUUUUGGUGCUCUGCAUCUUAGUGUUAUUUAAUUCCUUUUUUUGAUAUAUUACUUACCAGCUUGUGCAUCAUAAAGGGAUUCUGGUCAGGCUUUUUCAAGAUAUGCUGUCUGGCAGGACCACAAUGGUGAGAGGCACAUGGAGAGGACAUGUGGGUGGUGGACUCAGUGACAUUUUUAUCUGUGUUGGAAAAGCAUAACAUGGACAGAGAUGCAUCAGAGGUUUCGGAUGAACUGAAAACAUCAAGUGCCAAAGAAGACGGGCCAGUUUUUUGUCCAGCCUCUGACAAAAACAAAACCUUUCUGGCUGCCAUAACACCUUAUAUUGCCAGGAAGUCGUGCCAGUGGCAUGAACUCUUGAGUUUACAAUCACAGAGUCAAGAGAGAAAAAAAAAAGAAUGGUGGCGCCAUGAACAGCACAGACGUGAUGCAGAGGAAUUCACCUGUUAAGAUUUGGUGGUAGAAGACAAUGCUGUGUCGUGACGGGUUACAAGUGCACUGCGAGUCAAGGGUACAUGGAAAUGGUUUCAGGUUUCGGUAAACAGUUGGUUACACACUGAGGUGGUAAUGAGACUUUUAAAAGUCAAGUUUGUUUGUUACCAUCUCCUUAACGAUGUUUUCUUGCAGGACCUGAGUAAUAACAAGACACUGUACAUGCCAAUAUUUAGAUACAAACCUGAAUAUAAACUAUAUUUGUUAUUAUGUAAUAACUUAUAUUGUUGUUAAGGUAUCAAGGUAUAUGCCAUAUUUAUAUUUUAUGUCUCUUAGAUCGUGUUAUGUACACAGGCACUACAGUAAAAAACGUGUUUUAUUGAACAACAUGAAAUUUGUUACUUCGAUGUAACUGAGUGCUUUCAGUGAAAAAGCUGAGACAUUUGCAGUAGCUCUUAUUUGCACUCACAAAUCAACUUAUUUUAACAAAGAAAAGCUGCUAUACCUGGUUAUUUAGGUGUUUGGUAUAUUUUAAGAAAGGAAAGUUUGGUCAGUCUGUUUUGUGGUGAAGGAGAAAACUUCAUGUUCAGUACAUGAUUAAUAACCUGUGACAGAAAUAUAUAUAUCCAGACCACAGAGAAAUGUGAUAUCACACACUUGUUACCUCUGAAAAAGAAAUGUUCUCACUUCUCUAGAAUGUGGCAAUUAAUUAAAAAACAGUAUUUAACAUGG